AAGGAAAAGAAAGAUCACAAUGUAGUCAAGAGGCAAAAGCCAUUCAUUUCCCUAAAGUGGCUACACACCAAACUAUACCAUAAACUAAAGUCCAAAAAACGAAAGUGCCCUUAAAUUUUCUAAUUACUCUAUAUUAUGGCUAUAUAUAUUAUACUACUCCUCUAUUUUCCCCCCUUCAAAUCUUUAAAAACUUUGGCACUUUUCAUAAUAUAUUUGAAAAGGGACCAUUAAGUAAGCUAGAAGAGAACACAAUGAAAGUUAAGGAGCGUGUGAUCCAAAGAUUUCCUAACAAAAAGCAUAAGACUCAUUUUUUAAUACAACCCACCAUUUUAUUCUCUUAGAAAUUUACUUCUAUACAAACAUCUUCAUCAUAACAACAUCUUUCUUUCAUUAUAUGUUUAUGAAGAAACUUGAGCAACAUUUAUCUUCAAAACCCUAGACAAAAAUGUUGCUAAGAAACUCUAUAUCCAACACCAAGAAGUUCUUACAAAAAACUAUAGACAAUUUCAAGUCUUUACUUUCUAAAAGAAGCACAUAUCAAAGGCUACCUAAAACACCUCCCUUACACAAUCUCUUCUCUUGUGGCCGCGAUUCGGAUGAAAUGGACGCAAAUGCAGGGUACCAUACAGAGUUAGAUCAUUUCUACAGCGAGUUCACUAAUCAAUGGGACUCGCAUAAGAGGAAGGUAAAGAAGAAGGAUCACUGCACUUACAAUGGUGCAAGAAUUGAAGAACAUUUCAAGAAUACAGGAAAAGAUGCUGAUUAUGAUAAGAAGGAGAUAAAUAAUGAAGAUAAAGGAAAGGUAAUAAAGAGUAAUAAGAUAUUGUUAAAUGUGAGUCCAAGGAUUAUGAAGAAUAAUGACAUUUGUUCUAAGAGUGUAAGAGAAAAAAGGUUGUGUUUUGUAGCAGAGAAGUUGAAGGAAUUUGAGAUGAUUGAAAAUGGUAAUGUUGUUAAUCAAAAUAAGCGUGAUUAUGAAGAGUUUCUUCAUUGUUAUUCUCGAAUUUCAUGUCCUGCUUACCUUGACAUAGUUGAUAAGUUUUUUAUGGAGAUGUGUAAAGAGUUUUCUGGUUCUCAAGCAUCUUUGCAAGGUUAACUGAUGGUUUUAGACAAUAAUGCAUAAGUAGUUUUGGUUUGAACACAUUUGUCUUGUUGAUUAGUGUUUUUUUAAGGUUAAUUUUCAAUAAUGAUCAAUUCAUCAGAGUGUUAUUUUUUA
This is a messenger RNA of Beta vulgaris subsp. vulgaris (sugar beet), 1213 nucleotides long. RefSeq lists its product as uncharacterized. The coding region runs from base 446 to 1093 and encodes 215 amino acids. The record is from RefSeq and is a predicted model, not a curated record. Lineage: Eukaryota; Viridiplantae; Streptophyta; Magnoliopsida; Caryophyllales; Amaranthaceae. The transcript has a single exon.